CAUUCUUAUAACGAAGAGUCGAAGACUGUGAUAGCAAUUAGCAGGAGAGGAGAGUAAAUAAGAGAAAAAUGAGGGCCGUGGUUCAGCGAGUAGCCUCAGCUAGCGUGGAGGUAGAAGGCCGCACUGUAUCAGCAAUUGGGCCUGGCCUGCUCGUUCUCGUCGGCCUUCACGACUCCGACGUUGACUCCGAUGCUGACUUUAUAUGUCGCAAAGUGUUAAACAUGAGAUUGUUCCCAAAUGACACUACUGGAAAAUCCUGGGAUCGAAAUGUUAUGCAAUUGAAUUAUGAAGUUCUUUUAGUUAGUCAGUUUACAUUGUAUGGGAUAAUGAAGGGAAACAAGCCGGAUUUUCACGUGGCAAUGUCUCCUGAUAGAGCGAGACCUUUUUAUAAUUCUGUGGUUGAAAGGUUUGGGAAAGCUUACAGAACUGAUGCAGUUAAAGAUGGUAUAUUUGGAGCAAUGAUGAAGGUCAACCUGGUCAAUGAUGGCCCCGUAACAAUGCAUCUUGAUUCAUCUCAAUCGCCCAAGAAUGGUAAUAAUGAAGCAGCAGGAGCAUCACAAGAGUCAAGUUAGCCUAAACCAAGGGAUACUGCUUUUUCCAACCCAGAGGUACAAGCAAAAUUGCAAUGCGCAUAUCUGAUGGCUAACUUUUUGUCAGAAAAACAUUAAUUUUGUUAUAUCAACACAGCAUUGUUGUCUUGUGGUAAAUGGAAGGUCCUUUAUCGAUCCAAGUUGAUAGUAUAUUACAGUUUUAAUAUAUUUGCCUUUUUCAUUAAAGGAUCUGCAUUCAAAUUUGUGUAAAGAACUUCUAUUCUAGCAUCCUUAUGAUUAGCAGUUAAUGUCA
Messenger RNA from Daucus carota subsp. sativus, 843 nucleotides. RefSeq lists its product as uncharacterized. The coding region runs from base 69 to 572 and encodes 167 amino acids. Gene Ontology annotation, cellular component: cytoplasm. NCBI's taxonomy places the organism in Eukaryota, Viridiplantae, Streptophyta, Magnoliopsida, Apiales, Apiaceae. The record is from RefSeq and is a predicted model, not a curated record. Gene Ontology annotation, biological process: tRNA metabolic process. Gene Ontology annotation, molecular function: D-tyrosyl-tRNA(Tyr) deacylase activity. The transcript has 8 exons.